Brassica napus (rape) is the source of this 1374-nucleotide messenger RNA. Its product is annotated as paired amphipathic helix protein Sin3-like 2. The record is from RefSeq and is a predicted model, not a curated record. The transcript is spliced from 5 exons. The coding region runs from base 947 to 1309 and encodes 120 amino acids. Lineage: Eukaryota; Viridiplantae; Streptophyta; Magnoliopsida; Brassicales; Brassicaceae.
UCAGUUCUUCUCAGAGGAGAAAGAAAAUUAAAAUUAUCUCGGGAAAGAGAGAAUUUUUGUCAGUUACAAGUUAUGAAUAAUUCUGAAGAUUUAUUGAUCAUUUGUAAUGGUUUCUAAGUUAUUUAUAAUGGUUUAUAUAUACUCUGGUCUGGAUGAUCUUGCAGCAGCCUGGAAGGCAAUGGAAGGUGUAGAAGUAAUUAAUGGCCUUGGGUGCAAGAUGUCUUGCUCUUCCUACAAGAUUUUGUAUGUUUUGGACACUGAGGAUUUCUUCCACAGGAAAAAGAAGCAUAAGAAGAAGAGCGAGAACUUGGCACAUGACAAAUCAUCAUCGCAGCAAUGCAACUUGUACAGAAUAGAAAGAUUCUACAACUUGUAUACAUAGAUUUAUAAAUUCUUAUAAAUAGAUAUAUAACCUUGUAGAUUAAUUUAUAAACACUUUUAAAUAAAUGUAUAAACUCUUAUAAAUAGCUUAAAAGUUCUUGUAAAUAGUUUUAUAAACCAUUUUAAAUAGUUUUAUAAACCUUUAUAAAAUGUUUAUAUAUUAGUUAUAAUGGUUUAGAAAAUGUUUAUAUAUUAGUUAUAAUGGUUUAUAAAUUAUUUAUAAGGAAUUAUAUAUAAUUUAUAAAGGUUUAUAAAUAAUCUCGGUUAUUGUUUUGGGUUUAGUAUUGAAAAAUUGCAGUUUUCACAUAAUUAUUUUGGUUUUUGAGUUCUCAAAAACUAUUUUCAGCUUACUCAUUUCUCGCUCUUCAGUUCUUCUCAGAGGAGAAAGAAAAUUAAAAUUAUCUCGGGAAAGAGAGAAUUUUUGUCAGUUACAAGUUAUGAAUAAUUCUGAAGAUUUAUAGAUAAUUUGUAAUGGUUUCUAAGUUAUUUAUAAUGGUUUAUAUAUACUCUGGUCUGGAUGAUCUUGCAGCAGCCUGCAAGGCAAUGGAAGGUGUAGAAGUAAUUAAUGGCCUUGGGUGCAAGAUGUCUUGCUCUUACUACAAGAUUUUGUAUGUUUUGGACACGGAGGAUUUCUUCCACAGGAAAAAGAAGCAUAAGAAGAAGAGCGAGAACUUGGCACAUGACAAAUCAUCAUCGCAGCAAUGCAACUUCAGCCUGCAAGGCAAUGGAAGGUGUAGAAGUAAUUAAUGGCCUUGGGUGCAAGAUGUCUUGCUCUUCCUACAAGAUUUUGUAUGUUUUGGACACGGAGGAUUUCUUCCACAGGAAAAAGAAGCAUAAGAAGAAGAGCGAGAACUUGGCACAUGACAAAUCAUCAUCGCAGCAAUGCAACUUGUACAGAAUAGAAAGAUUCCACAACUUGUAUACAUAGAUUUAUAAAUUCUUAUAAAUAGAUAUAUAACCUUGUAGAUUAAUUUAUAAACACUUUUAAAUAAA